This is a messenger RNA of Malus domestica (apple), 3964 nucleotides long. Lineage: Eukaryota; Viridiplantae; Streptophyta; Magnoliopsida; Rosales; Rosaceae. The record is from RefSeq and is a predicted model, not a curated record.
GAGUAUGGCGCGAAGGGAGUGAGAGGGAGCCACAAGAAUGGCGAAAAUGUGGGAAGUGCGAAGACUGCCACUUCCACAAACCAAACGACACGAACAACGCAACCCCAAACCAACGAAGGACAAAGGGAAGAAAAGCAAAGAGCCAAGCCAGUGACCAUUGUUGUUGGUUCUCAUAUUUGGGUUGAAAACCCAGUUUGGAUUGACGGAGAAGUACUAAACAUUAAGGGAGAUGACGCUGAGAUUCAAACUAGUGGUGGGAGUAAGGUUGUUGCAAAGCUGUCAAAAAUAUAUCCAAAGGAUACAGAAACUCCUCCUGGUGGAGUUGAUGACAUGACUAAGCUAUCAUACUUGCAUGAACCCGGAGUGCUUCACAAUUUGGCAACUAGAUAUGAGAUAAAUGAAAUUUAUACUUACACUGGAAACAUUCUCAUCGCCAUCAAUCCUUUCCAAAGUCUCUCACAUCUGUAUGAUGCUGAUAUGAUGGAACGGUAUAAUGGAGUACCAUAUGGAGAACUGAGGCCUCAUGUUUUUGCAAUAGCCGAUGCUGCAUACAGGGAAAUGAUUAAGGAGGGAAAAGGAAACUCGAUUCUGGUUAGUGGGGAAAGCGGAGCUGGUAAGACCGAAACAACUAAAAUGCUUAUGCGCUACCUUGCCUAUUUGGGUGGUAAUGCUGCAGCUGAAGGGCGGACUGUUGAACAAAAAGUUUUAGAAUCAAAUCCAGUUCUUGAAGCAUUUGGUAACGCUAAGACUGUUAGGAAUAACAAUUCCAGCCGCUUUGGGAAAUUUGUCGAGAUUCAAUUUGAUAAAUGUGGUAGAAUAUCAGGGGCAGCCAUUAGAACAUAUCUCUUAGAGAGAUCUCGUGUUUGCCAGAUUUCGGAUUCAGAGCGUAACUAUCACUGUUUUUACCUCCUCUGUGCUGCACCGCCUCAGGAAAUAGAGAAAUAUAAGUUGGGAGAACCUAAGUUGUAUCACUAUCUUAAUCAAUCAAAUUGCUAUGAACUUGAUGGCACAAGUGAUCAGCACAAUUAUCUCUCCACUCGGAGAGCCAUGGAUGUUGUUGGAAUAAAUGCAGUAGAACAGGAGGCUAUUUUCAGAGUUGUAGCUGCAAUUCUUCAUCUUGGGAAUAUUGAUUUUGCCAAUGGGGGAGAUAAUGACUCAUCUGUUCUGAAAAAUGACGAAUCCCUUUUUCAUCUUCAAAUGACAGCAGAACUUCUCAUGUGUAAUCCUCGGGCUCUGGAAGAUGCACUGUGUAAGCGUGUAAUGGUUACUCCAGAAGAAAUUAUUAAAAAAAGUCUUGAUCCCCAUGGCGCAACAGUUAGCAGGGAUGGAUUGGCCAAGACUAUAUAUUCUCGUUUGUUUGACUGGUUGGUGGAUAAGAUCAAUUUCUCAAUUGGACAGGACCCUAACUCCAAAUGUCUGAUUGGGGUUCUUGAUAUAUAUGGUUUUGAAAGCUUCAAAACUAACAGUUUUGAGCAGUUCUGUAUUAAUUACACUAAUGAAAAGCUGCAACAACAUUUCAACAAGCAUGUAUUCAAGACGCAACAAGAGGAAUACACUAAAGAGGAAAUCGAUUGGAGCUACAUAGAAUUUGUUGAUAAUAAAGAUGUCCUUGAUCUCAUUGAACAGAAGAAAGGGGGGAUUAUUGCUCUGCUUGAUGAAGCUUGUAUGUUUCCAAAAUCAACUCAUGAAACAUUUUCAACAAAGCUGUAUCAGACAUUCAAAGAUCACAAACGCUUCAUCAAGCCAAAACUGACCCGCUCAGAUUUCACCAUUGUUCAUUAUGCAGGAGAAGUACAAUAUCAGUCUGAUCAAUUUCUUGACAAAAAUAAAGACUAUAUUGUUCCUGAACAUCGAGAUUUGUUGAGUGCAUCGACAUGUUCUUUUGUAGCAGGCCUUUUCCCUCCACUUACUGAGGAGGUGGCCAAAUCUUCCAAGUUUUCAUCCAUCAGUUCUCGUUUUAAGCUACAACUCCAACAAUUGAUGGAAAUACUAAAUUCUACAGAACCCCAUUACAUAAGAUGUAUAAAGCCGAAUAAUGUUUUAAAGCCCGCUGUAUUUGAGAAUGAUAAUGUCAUGCAACAGCUACGUUCUGGUGGUGUUUUAGAGGCUGUCCGAAUAAAAUGUGCUGGAUACCCUACUUACAGGAGUUUUUCUGAAUUUUUAAGUCGAUUCCGUGUCCUGGCCCCAGAAGUUUUAAAAAUGGAUUGUCCUGAAAAUGAAGCCUGUGAAAAGAUUUUGGUGAAGAUGGGCCUUAGAGGUUAUCAGAUAGGGAAAACAAAGGUUUUCCUAAGAGCUGGUCAGAUGGCUGAGCUAGAUGCAAAGAGAAUACUCUUACUUGGCGACUCAUCUAAGGUGAUUCAAACGCGGGGCAGGACUCGUAUAACUCGUAAAAAGUAUGUUUCUACACGGGAGGCUUCUAUUUGUGUACAAUCAUUUUGUAAAGGAGAACUGGUUCGCAAGUUAUUCAAGCUCAAGAAGCGGGAGAUUUCCGCAGUUAAAAUUCAGAAGACUGCCCGUAAACGCCUGGCAAGAAAAGACUAUCUCAGAAUCAAGUUCGCUUCGACUAUCUUACAGGCAGGUGUAAGGGCAGUGGCUGCCCGUGAUGAAUUUAGAUAUAGGGUUAAUGCGGCAAUUAUUAUUCAGACAGGUUUACGGGCAAUGGCUGCUCGUUAUGAUUUUAGAUGUAGAAUUAAUGCGGCAGUUAUUAUUCAGACAGGUUUACGGGCAAUGGCUGCUCGUGAUGUUUUUAGAUGUAGAAUUAAUGCGGCAGUUAUUAUUCAGACAGGUUUACGUGCAAUGGCUGCUCGUGAUGUUUUUAGAUGUAGAGCCCAAUCUAAGCCUAAAGUUAUUGUUCAGACUGAUUUGGAGACAAAAAUAGCAGAAACACCGAAGUUGGAGCCCUCCGUGCAAGCUAAUACUGACUUGGAAAAAGAAAAGGUUGAAGAGGCAACAAAUGCAGAGUCCUCCCUGCUUACUAAUGUAAGCAGAGGGUUUGAAAUAGAUGCAUUGUCUAAAAGUCAGGUUGCACAGGUAGAAAUUGAAGAUGCAUGCUCUAUAACCGAAGAUCUUUCAAGUCCUGAUCAAAACGCUGAAAGAGUUAAAAUUCUUACUGCAGAAGUUGAAAGUCUGAAGGUCAUGUUGCAAGCUGAAAAACAAAGAGCCAAUGAGUGUGAAAGGAGAUACGUAGAAGCUCGGGUAUCAAGUGAGGAAGGACGUAGAAAGUUAGAGGAAACUGAAAGAAUAGUUCUUCAACUUCAGGAAUCUUUGAACAGGAUGAUAUAUUGCAUGUCAAACCAAGUUUCCGAGCUGAAAACAAUAUUAUCUACAGCAUCCAAGUCAAGUUCAACAACUUCAGGACCUUUGGUUAGACACGAAGGGUUUGAUAGCAUUUCCAGUAACUCUGAUUAUUCAUCCACCGACUCAGAUUUCACUUUUCCAGCUCCAGCUACAAGUUCAGUUAACUUUUCUUCUACCGGCCCCAGUUCUAUCCAGCUUAUAGUUCAGGACGUUUCAGGCGGAGAAGUUUCAGGAUCUGAAAACGAGAAGGAGGGGGCUUUUGAUGACUUCUUCUGACGGAGCUUGUUCUAAUUAUUUUCUUCUUUCUUGCUUAGACAUGCGUCUCUCAUUAACCGUCAGACUUCUGGCACUGUAAAUAGAUCGCCAGACUUGAACAUAUACGUCCCAUAUGCUUCAUACCGGUUCAUAGACCGACAAGUUUCUCUCAAGAUUAUACAGAUCCAUUGGUCAGGUAGUGUGUAGCAAGGGAUCAAAUGUAGUAAAUUUAGGGUAGUAACGUCCGUUGUGAUUUCAGUUUGCCUUGUUAACCGGCCACGGCCUUAACGUGCACAAGAAGCUUCCUCCAAUUUUACUUUAGCAUUUCACUGUAAUUGAUUUUAUUAGACAGCUUCAGGGUGUUAAAUUAUCUCAACUCAAUGUAUAUAUUGUGGUGCUUUUUUUUUCAAAC